AUGAGCAUGAUCAACUCCGAUCUCCCAUUUGUGAUCCAGAAAAAGCGAAACAGUCUUGGUUGCACCGAUGUCCUCAACCAUGCAAUUUUCUUACGAGUAGUUGACGGAAAUCCGCAUAUGUCUGCGAUUGUUACUAGUUCUACAAUCGGAUUGCGGAUAUUACAACAAGAAGGAGACACUGGUAUGAAUGAGUUUGGAGCUAACCAGAAAUACCGCAAGGAAUGGCUAUGGGGCAGGAAGUUACGAAAAGUGUCGAUCAUUUAUAACGUCUUCAAUAACCAAAGUACGUACCACUCCAGUGCCUUCAGGAACUACUCGAAUGCUCUCAAGCUACACAUCGUACGUCCUCGUUUGGUUGGUUUCCAAGAAAUUUCCGGUAAACUGCUCAAGUUUUUUCUCCGUACGGAGUCCAGCUGCGCACAAAUUGUGCGCGUUUCACAAGUGUACUCGAGUGUUGGAGAAGAUUGGACGAAAAAACUGCGCCAUAUUGGACAGUGGUGGACAUAUGUGACGAUAGAGGAAAAGAAGGAUGAUCAGGAUGAUGGGCGGAACGCUGGACGGGCAUCCUUCCGGUAUCCCUACCAAAUCGCUCCGUUGCUAGCGCUUUGCCCGUCGCUGCUUCUCGGUGAAGUAAUUGAGAUGCUCCAAGCAAUUCCUGUCUUCAGGCCACAUUACUUAAUGGAAAUGGCAUCGACCACUGGCCAGAGGACUCGAUUUGGGCCAACUCUCGUGCGGCUUCCUCCAGUAGUCUGA
Molecule: messenger RNA, 753 nt
Organism: Necator americanus (New World hookworm)
Lineage: Eukaryota; Metazoa; Nematoda; Chromadorea; Rhabditida; Ancylostomatidae
Exons: 3
Coding region: 1-753 (250 amino acids)
Source: RefSeq, a predicted model, not a curated record